GUGCUUCCUGUUUAUCCGAGGCGUUCCGAAUAAGAUGUAAAUGUCUGGCUAGCGACGUUUUAAUUUCCCUUUUUUUUCCGUUUCAAUGCCUUAUUACCGUUAUAAGCAACAAUGACAGCAGCAGUACACAGAAAAGGAACUUUCAUUUUAUCAGAUCCAGAGCCAAUAAGGGAGUCUGGUUUGGACAAGCAAAAUGUUAUGCGACUGCGAAUUAACAGAAUUGCUCUUGUCCAAGAACUACGUGUGGAACACAUUCUUGGCCACCUAGUAGAGUGUGGAGUUCUGUCUGAGGACGACUUGAGGAGGAUUAAUGCUGGUUCAACAGCGGCUGAUAAAGCUCGAGUACUUGUUGAUCUUCUUCCAGCAAAAGGACAGCACAUUGAUUGGUACAGAGCAUUUAGAGAGGCAUUGCAAAAUCCUGAUGCUGGACAGGAAGUUAGAAAGCGAUACAAAUUGUUGGUUGAAUUUCUCGACAACACUGUUAUCCACAGACCAAAUUCACAACACACAAAGUUUUCUGAAGUAGAAUCUCCAAGACAUAAAUUACCUCGAUAUAAACCGCUUCCCUCCAUCAAAUCUCCAGAUGGUGAAGCACAGAAUGUUCUAAAUAUAGAAGAGGAGAGGAAGCAGGAGGAGGAGAAGGUGCUGAGAGAGAUCGAGGAGACAGAGGAGAAAUAUCCGACAUGGAGUGGCAGGUUUGAGAAGACAAAUGAUGCAGUUACACUCGUUAAAGGUUAUUUUCAGCAGUGGAUACCGACCCCAGACAACUUCAGAUCUCUUCUAACGAUUCCAGAGGAACACUUUCACAAGUUGGAAAAAUCAGCAGAUCCGGCAGAUAAAGAACAACUGGAACAAGAAUCCCGUGCGCUCGAAAAAAUAAAGAAGCUUGAGCUUGUUACUGUCCUGUCAAGACGUAAAAUGCUUCCGGUCGGCUUUGAACUUUGCAUGUGUGACACUGUCCAAGACAUCCUGCAGGAACCGCAAUUUUAUCAUUUGUAUUUCAAAUAUCUAAAAUCACUGGAAAGUGUUGACGUAAAUUUAUUACAAGAUAUCGUCAGCUCAUUCUAUUCGGUUCUUAAAAGCAAUAACAAAGUGGCUAGAAAUGCAGACAGUGUAAAACAGUUCACUACAUUAGCGUUUUCACUCAUUGAUUUCAUGACAGAAUAUGGGUACUACACAGAUGCGGAAAAGGUGAUGUCGAUAUUAAUGUCCUUUUUACGCGAGUCACACCAUUUGGACAUCUGGAUGACGAAAUAUCAUGGAUACAUAAAACUGAUGCACUUGCGAAAUCGUAACUACAAUUUUAUGGGAGCCAGUCAGGCGUAUCAGGCAGCAGUUGAGAUGACUUGGCAGAUAAAGAUGAUGUCGUUCGGACAAGAUAUUCUCAACGAAGCCGAGAUUUAUACAGAGUUGAGCCACAUGCUGCUAGAACUUGGUUCUGUCAAUCCAGCCUUUGCAUGGUCACAAAAUGCUCUCAAGGAAGUCAAACCAAGUGACAAAAUUGUGUUGAUAAAUACAUUGUGCAAUGCUGUGAUGGCGUACUGUGCAAAAUGGCAGAUAAAACGUGCUGAAAAACUUGCAAUAUAUACAGUCCAGUUGGCAAAACAUCACUUUGGUCAGCGUAACCCGCUAUACCUGAAAGCACUGCUUCAUUUGUGUCAUUUCGCCACCGAGUUCAGACAAGAUGAAUCAUGCUUGCAGCUAGCGAUGUUUUCUCUGUCAACUGCCAAGAAGAUUUACUGCUGUGACACCAUAGAACUGGCAUUUGCACACCGUGCCGUCAGCAAGGCCCUGAUGGUGUUACAGAAGUUCGAUACAGAGAAAUAUUUCUACCAUUCGUUCGAGGCGCUGAGAAUAGCAAAAAAAAUUCUGACAGAGGAUCAUCCAAUGUUGUAUCUCUUCCUGCAUACUUCAGCUUCGGCCUUGCAAUGGAAGGCAUUCCAUGCCAAUAAAGAGACACAGGAUGCUACAUUGCGAAUGGCAGAGGCCGAGGCAAGAAAAGCAUUGGAACUUGUCAUUCAACAUUAUGGGGAGGUCAGCUUGAGGACAGCUCAGGUCUAUGCUCUGCUCGGACAAGUCUAUUCUAAGAUGGACAGGGAAACUUUACCAGACAGUGAGAAACAUCCAUUGCAGUUAGCAGAAGACAUGAUGCAGACAAGUGUUGCACUGAUGAAGCUGUGUCAGUCGAGCAACAGCUACUUCCGGCUCCUGGCUGCGGCUACCCUCGGAACUUUCUACAAAAUCACUGAGAAACCCAAAGAGUGCAUUAUGAUAUUGAAAAAUGUGGUCGAUAAUGUUGCAAGCACGGAACAUAUAAGAGAAUCCUCAGGUGUGUACAUGAAGUGGAUCCACACAUGUUUUGAAAAUCUCAUCCACACAUUGCAGUCCCUCAACAUGAACAAGCAGGUGGAUAGUGCACAAAUACAACUCUCGCAUUGGCUAAGGGAGAACCCCAAAUUGGACAGUACCGUUACCAUAGCGACGCUUCAUGAAGAACCACAGGGCUUUGAACAGUUCAUGACAGAUUUCAACAUUUGGGAUAAGAAAAUGAAAAAAGCGCUAAAUUUUGCAAAAGAAUUGAAGGAGACUGAAGACAUAGUUGAAAAAGCUUUUAAGUUAUAAAAGUGUUUGACAAAUCUUUUACUGUAUCACCUUUGUUUACAAUACCUUUGGAAAGCAAAUACAUCAUUAUAAAGACCAAAGAGCUAUAAAAAUAAAUAGAUCGGCAACUUGAAAGGCAUAUAGAGCAAAUCUCGCCAACAUCCCGUGACAACUGAAUGAGAUCUCGUUGUAAGCGUCUGUUGAUCACGAUUGAUCAAGUCGGCAAACGCUUUUAAAUAAGGUUACUUUCGGAUCGAUUGUUUAUAAUGAUAAUUGUGCUUUUUAAAUGUUAUUAGUAUUUUCUACACGGGGAAGGAAUGAAUUUAUGGUUGGAAGUCUAAGAAAUCAACAGUUUUCGUUUGAAAAAAGGACUCGAUUCGGUUUAUUACGGGCCGGGCGUACCGCCAAUUUUAUACUUCAGUAAGUGUCUGUUGAUUUGAUCACGACUGAUCAAGUCGGCAAACGCUUUGAAAUAAGAUAACGCUCUAACACGAGAUGACACGGGAUUAUCCCCAGUUGCCAUUCUGUGUAUAUUUAGUUCUUUGUAAAGACCAACCAGACCAGUGCCUCAGCAAAAUAACCUUUUCAUAAAUAUAAAUAAACAAACAUCAGUCUAAACUCCAGUGAUAUCUCUUCAAUCAGUGGUUACUUUGUAUUAAAAGGCAUGAACGGCCAUGAAUACUCGGAACUGUAGGUUCACUGUUUUUGGCAUAGAAUUGUAUCAUUCUUACUGUCUUUUUCAUUUCUUUUUCCUUUCCUUCUACCCUGUUAACAUUUUGUAUGCAAUUUUCAUAUCUUUUGACGUAGUAAUUAUUAUGUUAUAUAUCUGAAUAUGCCAAACUAUGUCAUCAAGUUGUUUUUACAUUGUACUUUAAUAGUUGAAGGAUAUGUAUUAAGGGUAGCUGUAUAAUAAAUGACUGUCAAAAGUGGAGAGAAAAAAUCAUCAUUACAUGGAUAUUACAAUAAAUAUAUAUAGUACUGUGUUCUUCAUACCAAGAGGGACGGUAAAAAAGUUUCAAGAAACGUUCUCUGUAUGCUAUAAUAUUAAGACAAAUUUAAUUAUUUUUUUACAUAUUAUGUCAUAAAGUUAUAUGUAUAUACAGUGUACUGUUAUUGAUUACUUUUAUGACCUCCCUCCACUCGCUGAAUUUGUUUGUUUAUUUUUAAAUUUUAGAAUUUUAUUCAAUGUCUUAAAGGUUAUUAUACAUUCUUAUUGAGGUCUGCAGUUUGCAUAAUCAGAUUCUGUCCUAUUUUGAUAAAAAUGAAAAACUCUUAAAGUUCCGUAAGGCUUUUAAUUUUAUGUUAAAAACACAUAAAGAUGCUAACCAUUUAGAUGUUAUGCAUAAUUAUAUUGUACAUGAAAUUAUACACUUACAAACAUAAAGGGAGGUAAUCAUAAACAAUGGAUUCAAUAAUAUUUUCUACUAUCAUAGUAAAUGUUCAAACCUUUAGUGAAUGUUUGAGAAAAUAAUUACCGAAAAUAGGAUUUAACAAGCAACAGACAUAUUUAUGUUAAAAACAAAAAAAUAUGGCAGCAACAUUAUAAACAAUGCAUUAUGAGCCUUUGACAAUUUCUGGAACUUUUUGACCAGCCCUCAUAUAUAUCUGCACUGUAUGUACAUACACUAAUUAUGCAACCGCACAUAUAAGCAAUACUUGUAUAACAUAAUUAAAUUCAUCAAAACUAGGGUUUAUUUAACAUUUCUUCCUUGAACAAUAGAUAUUUUGAUACUGGGAAAACACAUGCUCUUCAUGAAAUUCUGAAAUACAGUUUUAUUUAACACAAUCAUGUGACCAGCAUUUUAUCCUGUUUGCUGAUUUUUAUACUUUCCUUCAGCGAUGUUUUUAUUUCUUUUUUCCUUACUGUAAGUGUAAGGCAGUGUUUUAGAUCAUUUGAGCCGUGCCAUGAGAAAACCAACAUAGUGGCUUUGCAACCAGUGUGGAUCCAGACCAGCCUG
Molecule: messenger RNA, 4559 nt
Organism: Mercenaria mercenaria
Lineage: Eukaryota; Metazoa; Mollusca; Bivalvia; Venerida; Veneridae
Product: amyloid protein-binding protein 2-like
Exons: 13
Coding region: 112-2622 (836 amino acids)
Biological process (GO): intracellular protein transport; regulation of apoptotic process
Molecular function (GO): protein binding
Source: RefSeq, a predicted model, not a curated record